Molecule: messenger RNA, 2121 nt
Organism: Pogoniulus pusillus (Red-fronted tinkerbird)
Lineage: Eukaryota; Metazoa; Chordata; Aves; Piciformes; Lybiidae
Gene: TARDBP
Product: TAR DNA binding protein
Exons: 6
Coding region: 369-1610 (413 amino acids)
Biological process (GO): regulation of gene expression
Cellular component (GO): chromatin; nucleoplasm
Molecular function (GO): RNA binding
Source: RefSeq, a predicted model, not a curated record
GCGCCCUUCCCAGCGGCUCCCGCGCUCGCAGCGCGCCCGGCGCAGAGGGGGCUGCACCACUGGCCCAGCCUCGGGUGGGGAGCGGGCACGGAGCGGGCUCUUCUUCACCCACUGCCGCCGCCCCUGCGCCUAUCCUGAGCACACAGUCUGCGGCUGCCGGUGAACUCGGGCGACGUGUUGCCAAAGCGACUCUGGGGCCCACCGCGCUCCCCGCGGCCCGACGCGCUCCGCUAUCCCCCCUCCCCGCUGCUGGGGAUGGUUCGUCCCGCGGCCCAGCCCGGCCUCUGAGGGGGCCGCGGCCGCCAUUUUGUGCGGCGCCAGCGGAGAGCAGAGGCCGGCGCGCGGCCGAGGCGUAACUGCCAGCAAAGAUGUCGGAGUAUAUCCGGGUGACGGAGGACGAGAACGAUGAGCCUAUCGAGAUCCCCUCGGAGGACGACGGCACCGUGCUGCUGUCCACCGUGACGGCCCAGUUCCCCGGGGCCUGUGGGCUGCGCUACAGAAACCCAGUGUCACAGUGCAUGAGGGGGGUCCGGCUAGUGGAAGGCAUUCUGCAUGCCCCUGAGGCCGGCUGGGGAAACCUGGUCUAUGUGGUUAAUUAUCCUAAAGAUAACAAGAGAAAAAUGGAUGAAACAGAUGCAUCAUCAGCUGUCAAAGUGAAACGAGCAGUACAGAAGACUUCAGAUUUAAUAGUCUUGGGUCUUCCCUGGAAAACCACUGAACAAGACUUAAAGGAAUAUUUCAGUACAUUUGGAGAAGUUCUGAUGGUGCAGGUUAAGAAGGACAUUAAAACUGGCCACUCUAAAGGCUUUGGCUUCGUUCGGUUUACGGAUUAUGAAACCCAGGUGAAGGUCAUGUCUCAGCGGCACAUGAUCGAUGGAAGAUGGUGUGACUGUAAACUCCCCAAUUCUAAGCAAAGUCCCGACGAACCUUUGCGCAGCAGGAAGGUGUUUGUCGGGCGCUGCACUGAGGACAUGACAAAAGAGGAACUCCAGCAGUUCUUUGCCCAGUAUGGGGAAGUGGUAGAUGUCUUCAUUCCUAAACCCUUCCGAGCUUUCGCGUUUGUUACAUUUGCAGAUGAUCAGGUUGCCCAGUCUCUUUGUGGAGAGGACUUGAUCAUUAAAGGAAUCAGCGUACAUAUAUCCAAUGCUGAACCUAAGCACAAUAGCAAUAGACAGUUAGAGAGAGGUGGAAGGUUUGGUGGUAAUCCAGGGGGCUUUGGGAACCAAGGGGGGUUUGGCAACAGCAGAGGUGGCGGGGGAGGGCUGGGUAACAACCAGGGCAACAACAUGGGUGGAGGAAUGAACUUCGGGGCCUUUAGCAUCAACCCUGCCAUGAUGGCAGCGGCGCAGGCAGCCCUGCAGAGCAGCUGGGGCAUGAUGGGCAUGCUGGCCAGUCAGCAGAACCAGUCGGGGCCGUCGGGGAACAACCAACCACAAGGCAACAUGCAGCGGGAGCAGAAUCAGGGCUUUAGCUCAGGCAAUAACUCCUAUGGCGGCACCAACUCAGGGGCAGCCAUAGGCUGGGGCUCAGCCUCCAACCCGGGCUCCAGCAGCGGGUUUAACGGAGGCUUUGGCUCCAUGGAUUCCAAGUCGUCAGGCUGGGGGAUGUAGAUGCAGUGGGCUCUGAUACUGACUCUAUGGUGGGAAAUGAGAUUUUUCUAACUCCUGGUAAGUAUCCUGUAAAUGACAUAUAUGCUCCCUUUGUUCAGUGUGCACUAUAGGCAGCAGUAUUUUUGACAUUUUUCUUUUUUUUUAAAAAAAAGCUUAAAAAAAAAAAAAGGUAAAAGGAGUUUUAUAGGUUUUGUUACAUUUUCUUGUUGGGAUACUGAAUGUUUGGAAGUGGACUGCUGUUUGCCCCCUAGGUGAACUAACACUACAAGUCAGUAGGAAAGAUUUCUCCUGUAAUACUUUAUCCUUUGUUCCUGGCUACCUGAAUUCUUUGCAUGUUCAAAAUGGAAACCAUUGGUCAGAAACAGCAUUCUCUCCCUCUUGUUUUUAAUUUGAUCCCACCAUAAGACUCUCCGCGUGCCCCGGCUGGAGAACACGGUGUCCUUUUUGUUCUGGUUGUUUUGGUUUUGUUUGUUGUUUUUUGUUAACACUGUCUCCCCUCCAUACUAAAGUA